Messenger RNA from Spea bombifrons (plains spadefoot toad), 927 nucleotides. It is a transcript of the gene TNFRSF4, whose product is annotated as TNF receptor superfamily member 4. Gene Ontology annotation, biological process: inflammatory response. The record is from RefSeq and is a predicted model, not a curated record. Gene Ontology annotation, molecular function: tumor necrosis factor receptor activity; protein binding. The transcript is spliced from 7 exons. The coding region runs from base 1 to 834 and encodes 277 amino acids. Lineage: Eukaryota; Metazoa; Chordata; Amphibia; Anura; Pelobatidae.
AUGACGCUCGCUGCUCCUCAUACCGGCUUUACGCUGAGAAUCACCGUCUGUCACACCUGGAACCAGAUAUUACGGAAUGCAAACUAUCGCACGUCGACGUCCGUCUUUCCAUCGUCUCCGCCGUCCAGCAACAUCGUUGCCAAUUCUUACAAACGCAGAUCGUCUCAAGCAGACGAGAGUCUGAAAGCGACGGGGAGCAUCGAGGAGAAGCCGUGUGACAAAAGCUCCGGGGUGGUGUGUCGCUGCCCAAAGGGAAGCUCCAAGAAGAACGAGAGGGAGACGGCCUGCCGGUGCGCCAGAGGACGGCAACUGGCAGCAAAAGAAUGCGUGCCGUGCCCGCAAGGACAUUUCUCCAGCCAAGAGAACAGCGUAUGUCAGCCGUGGACCAACUGCAGCGCUGGAGGUGCAGAGAUACAGACGCCGGGGACAGACGUUUCAGAUGCGAUAUGUACUAAACCCACCAGCCACCAAUGGACCUCCGCGGCCCAGCUCUCCAACCACAGGACCACGGGAACGGCUUCCAGCAGCUCCAAAAGAAACUCUUCCCACGCCAGCGUCCUCAACAAGGAGGACCACACAACCCUCACCAAAAACAAUGACGUAUCGAUUAAGGACGGCAAUGUUCCUGGACCAUUUAUGAAUUGGGGUACCCUGUGGUUAAUUCUCGUUGGACUCCUUCUGCUUUUCGUCUCUGGGGGAAUCACCAUAAUGAUGGCCAUACGGUUAAAACCCAAAAAGGGGAACAGAAGAUUGUAUGUUAGAAGGUGCAGACUCCCUGUACAGGAAGAAAGCUCCAGCUCCGAUUCCAGCCUUGCCAAGCAGUGCUCGGUGUGAUUGGGAAUCUUGCGCAUGGAUAUAAUCACUGGUAUCCAGUGAGCCUUUAUGGACUAAGCAACGCAAAGAUCAAGAUGACCGCUUUGUGACAUG